AUCACAGUAUUUUGGUUAGAAUAUCUUGCAAAAAUUUAAAAUCGAAUAAGAGUUCACUUUCUUUGAGUUUAGUACUGUAACUUAUUAUUGAGUACGAAAGUAUGUUGCAGCAGUCGUGUUAGAUAUUGUGUGCAAAUGAAAGUGGCAACUGAGUACUACUCAUUAUUGUUGAAUAUUCUCUUGGGCUGUCUCGGGUAGCUACCCUAUCCACUUGCUUACUUGUAUGAAAAGAAAACAAUACAGAGAGAACUGAGACACUGAAGAUGGAACAACCACUGCUUGAGACGACACAGGACCACCACGAAAGUCGAGGAGAGGCGUUGGAAGCAUUGUCGUCAUCAUCAUCAUUAGCGAAAAGAUGGGAGGUACUGGUAAUGGGAGAAAUGAAGAAGGUGAGUUACAUAGCAAUGCCGAUGGUGGUCACAACUGUUUCCCAGUACAUGUUGAGGGUGAUUUCCAUGAUGAUGAUAGGCCACCUCGGUGAGCUCUCUCUGUCCGGUGCCUCCAUCGCCACUUCUCUUACCAACGUCACUGGUUUCAGUCUUCUGUUUGGGAUGUCAAGUGCACUGGAAACACUCUGUGGCCAAGCUUAUGGAGCAGAGCGAUACCAGAUGUUAGGAAUCUAUACCUAUGGAGCCAUCAUAUCUCUCCUUUUAGUCUGUAUACCGAUAUCUAUUCUAUGGAUCUUCACAGAAAAACUUCUUCUUUUGAUUGGUGAAGACCCUUUAAUCUCACACGAAGCUGGCAAUUACUCGAUUUGGCUUAUUCCCAACCUGUUUCCAUACGCAAUUCUUCAAUUGUUGAAUCGCUUCUUGUUAGCCCAAAGUUUGAUAUAUCCAAUGCUUCUAAGUUCUGUUGCAGCUUUUGUUUUCCAUGUACUUAUAUCUUGGAUGCUAGUAUUCAAGUUUGAUUUGGGAAGUGCUGGAGCAGCGCUAGGCAUCGGUUUGUCAUAUUGGCUUAAUGUCAUCUUGCUUGGAAUUUAUGUGAAGUACGCAUCAUCGUGUGAAAAGACUAGGAUCUCAUUCUCAAAAGAUGUCUUUCCAAGCAUCAGGGAAUUUUUUCGACUGGGCAUCCCUUCUGCUAUCAUGAUAUGUCUUGAGUGGUGGUCGUAUGAGCUUGUUAUAUUGCUUUCUGGGCUUUUGCCAAAUGCUCAGCUUGAAACUUCAGUCCUGUCAAUAUGCUUUGUAGUCUCUUCACUUUACUACUUCAUACCAUAUUCUUUUGGUGCUGCUGCCAGCACUCGAGUCUCUAAUGAAUUAGGUGCAGGGCAUCCAGAGGCAGCCAGACUGGCUGCUUGGGUUGCAGCAUUUCUCGCGGUUAUAGCAGGGGUCACUGCAAGCGCAAUUCUUUUUAGCUGCAGGUCUAUACUGGGAUAUGCUUUCGGGGAAGAGAAAGAAUUGGUUGAUUAUGUCAAAGAUAUGGUUCCUCUUCUGGCUCUUUCCGUUAUGAUGGACUGCUUAGCAGCACUGUUUUCUGGGGUUGCUAGAGGAGUUGGGUGGCAGCGUCUGGGAGCAUAUGUGAAUCUCGGAGCAUUUUUUGUGUGUGGAAUUCCAAUGGCAUGUGUGUUGGCUUUCGUUUUUCAUUGGAGAGGGAAGGGGCUUUGGACAGGUUUAACUACUGCAUCAUUGCUGCAAGGUUUGAUGCUUAUGAUGAUAACAUUAUUCACAGAUUGGAAGAAGCAGGCUAGAGAGGCGCGGCAGAGGACAAUUGAGAGUAGAUCUCAGCUAACAGUUGAAUAAAACACUUCAUUCUAAGGCUUCUAAUAAAAGUUUUCAUGGAACUUACUGUACUAAUUCCUAAUUUGGCACCAUAGGAAAAGGCCUAGAGGUGCAAUUUUGUGACCUGAAUAUGCAGUUGCGAGUUGGAAGUUUGUAUCGUUUUUCUUAUUUAAUAAAGAUAGUCAUCCUCCGUUGUAAUUAUGUUUUGGCGAUGUGCAACACUUUUUGUAUAAAUUUGUUCUGCAUUGUUCUAGGACUAAA
This is a messenger RNA of Daucus carota subsp. sativus, 1979 nucleotides long. Its product is annotated as protein DETOXIFICATION 14. The transcript is spliced from 7 exons. Gene Ontology annotation, molecular function: antiporter activity; xenobiotic transmembrane transporter activity. Gene Ontology annotation, biological process: xenobiotic detoxification by transmembrane export across the plasma membrane. The record is from RefSeq and is a predicted model, not a curated record. Gene Ontology annotation, cellular component: membrane. Bases 264 to 1739 code for a protein of 491 amino acids. Lineage: Eukaryota; Viridiplantae; Streptophyta; Magnoliopsida; Apiales; Apiaceae.